Molecule: messenger RNA, 768 nt
Organism: Cuscuta epithymum
Lineage: Eukaryota; Viridiplantae; Streptophyta; Magnoliopsida; Solanales; Convolvulaceae
Source: the annotation of a GenBank genome assembly
CUCCUGCAACCCUAAGAGCACGAAAAAUAUAUUCAAUAGAAUUAUCGAUCUCCUUCAAUUAAUUCCAUUCCUGGUGUUUCUCGAUCGAAUAUGGAUAUUGCAGCAAUACUCCGGAGCAAGUACAACCUGAAGAAGGAGACAGACAUGGUGGCCCUGGUAGAAGAAGCCGUUCUGGUGGCCUCCUUGGUCGUGCCGGAACGCCUCAAGAAACAUCGCAGCCGUAUCGUGAAACUGCUCUUCGAUGACAACCCGGGCGGCUCGGAUCUGCUCUUCUCCGACGAUGAAUUGUUCGACGACGACGACGAUGAAGACGGUGGGUUGGGUUCCAAGAUCACCACCCAUGUUUCCCCCUUGCCUGUCAACAAGACCGAGAUCAAAAUCCUCAAGAAGGGUGCUCCGGUUGAUGAUCGUUCUCCUUCUCCGAGAUGUGGCGGCGGCCGUGAUGUUCACGGCGGUGUAACCGUGGGAUGCAAGAGAAAAUCCUUCUCUGGGAAUGGGAGGCUCAACAGCAAGGUGGUCCAGGCUCCAACAUGUGGGGUCAAACAGAGGUUGCUUUCAAAAAUGAAGAGGAGGAAGCUGGUCCAAUAUAAUCCAACAUGGAUCCGCUAGCUAAUCAUAGGAUGAAGGAAAUGGAACCUUAUUCUUAAAAUGUAUGAACUGAUCGAUGAUGUAGAAUUGAAUAGGAUAUAGGUUCUUAUCAUUUUUAUCACAUGGAAAAGUAGCUAGCUAGGUUUAGCUAGUUUAAUUUGUGCAUGUGAUUCAGGUAUG